Mollisia scopiformis is the source of this 2223-nucleotide messenger RNA. Its product is annotated as anion exchange family protein. The transcript has 6 exons. Gene Ontology annotation, biological process: transmembrane transport; monoatomic ion homeostasis; borate transport. The record is from RefSeq and is a predicted model, not a curated record. NCBI's taxonomy places the organism in Eukaryota, Fungi, Ascomycota, Leotiomycetes, Helotiales, Mollisiaceae. Gene Ontology annotation, molecular function: borate efflux transmembrane transporter activity; solute:inorganic anion antiporter activity. Gene Ontology annotation, cellular component: fungal-type vacuole; plasma membrane. The coding region runs from base 193 to 2223 and encodes 676 amino acids.
CCCACAGCUAAAAUGCCGCUGAUGGUACGUACACAAGCGGCCCUUUGGCCGCGCUCAAUACCCAAACUUAAGCUCCCAAUUGCCCAUAUCUUCCACCGCAGAAAGUUCUCCCUCCGCCUUCAAUUGGCAUCCUAAUGCAUCAACAACCCUCGAUUCCCCCCUUCCCCCCAUUGACCGCUGAAUGGACACAAGAUGGCGAACCAAGCCACAGGUCCAAAUACCUACACCCUGCCUACCUCCCUGCCCCACGACACGCCCUCGAAUCCCUCUCGAAAAUGGAAACAGAGACUCUCGUUCCUGCCGUCCUCGAAUUCUAGAGCCAACGAAGAUAUGAGGAGACAAACGACGAAUAGUAGCGAGCGGAAGAGGAAGUGGUGGAAGAUACGGUUCUUUAGGGGCAUGAUCAAUGAUGUGAAGAGGAGGGCGCCGUAUUAUAGGAGUGAUUGGACGGAUGCGUGGGAUUAUAGGGUUGUGCCGGCUACGGUUUAUAUGUAUUUUGCUAAUAUUUUACCGGCGUUGGCUUUCUCGUUGGAUAUGUUCACGAAAACUCACAUGAGUUUCGGAGUCAAUGAAGUCCUUCUAUCCUCUGUUCUUGGAGCAGUAGUCUUCUCCCUCUUUGCAGCCCAACCCCUCGUCAUCGUAGGUGUCACUGGACCCAUCACUGUGUUCAACUACACCGUCUACGAUAUCAUGGUCCCAACCGGUACAAACUACUUUGCCUUUAUGGCUCUAGUUGGCAUAUGGUCCCUAGCAAUGCACUGGUUCCUAGCCAUAACCAACGCCUGCAACGCUCUCAAAUACGUAACCCGCUUCUCCUGCGACAUCUUCGGCUUCUACGUUGCGUUCAUCUACCUGCAAAAAGGGAUCCAAGUCCUCACUCGUCAAGGUUCCGACGAAGCAUUCUACCUCUCCAUCACCGUUGCUCUCCUGGUCCUCGCCGUCGGCUAUCUUUGUGGGAUUAUAGGCACUAGUCCAUUAUUCCAACAUUACGUUAGAGUGUUCAUCAAAGAUUACGGGACGCCGUUGACGGUCAUUUUCUUCACGGGAUUCGUGCAUAUCGGCAAGAUGAGAGAGGUGGAUCUGAGUACGUUGCCGACGAGUAAGGCGUUCUUCCCGACUAGUGAUAGGGGGUGGUUUGUGCAUUUUUGGGAUAUCAGUGUAGGGGAUGUGUUUAUUGCUAUCCCGUUUGCUGUGCUUUUGACGAUUCUGUUUUAUUUUGAUCAUAAUGUCUCCUCCCUCAUAGCACAAGGCACCGAAUUCCCCCUCCGCAAACCAGCCGGUUUCCACUGGGACAUCUUCCUCCUCGGCCUCACCACCGGCGUAGCAGGACUCCUCGGCAUCCCCUUCCCCAACGGUCUCAUCCCCCAAGCACCAUUCCACACCGACUCCCUCUGCGUCACCAAAGUCGUCUCCGACCCCGACGAAGAAUCCCCCACCAAAGGCCACACCAAAACAAUCACCUCCCACGUCGUCGAACAGCGCCUCUCCAACCUCGCCCAAGGCCUCCUCACCCUCGGCACCAUGACCGGCCCCCUCCUCAUCGUCCUACACCUCAUCCCGCAAGGCGUCCUCGCCGGCCUCUUCUUCGUCAUGGGCGUCCAAGCCCUCGAAUCCAACGGCAUCACCCUGAAACUGCUCUUCCUACUCAAAGACUCCUCUCUAACCCCAGCAUCCGAACCUUUGAAACGCAUCACGCGCCGCAAAGCCAUCUGGAUCUUCGUCGGUAUUCAACUCCUCGGGUUUGGAGCCACGUUCGCCAUCACGCAGACGAUCGCCGCGGUCGGGUUCCCGAUUAUUAUUCUGGGGCUGGUGCCGGUAAGGACGGUUUUGCUGCCGAGGUGGUUUGCGGAGGGGGAGUUGAGGGUGCUGGAUCAGCCGACUGCGAGUCCGUUUACGAUGGUGAGUGUGGGGGGCAAUUAUGGGGAGGAUGUGGAUGUGGAUGUGAGGGAUGGAGGGGAUGGGAUGGUGCCGAAUAGUGGCGAGGAGACGGCGGUGCAGAGUGGGAGUGAGGGGGUUCUUGUUGGUGGGAGUGGGGAUCGGGACGGGGAGGAGAGUGAGGAGGCGAGGGCGGAGAGGGGGGAGGGGAUGAAGAGGAGGGAUAGUUGGAGGUUGGAGGGGCGGAGCGGGAGGUGGGCUGGGGAGGGAAGUGGUGGGGGUGAGAGUUACGAGAUGAUGAAGCCGGGGAUGAUGAGGAGGAGUGUGAGUCGGACGAGUAAGACGUAG